AUGCAUACGGCAGAGGACUUGGCCAGUUUAACUGCUGAGGAAUUCGCCUCCAACAUAAAGGCGAUCAUUCUCGAAUUUAGAUCACGCCUUGACGAUCCAAAACAAAGACAAUCACCAGAGAAUGUUGAGAUUCAGAAUCUGCUUGUCUCGCGUGCAGCUGAACCAGCAGUUGUAACGGACAUCACACCUAUCCUCACAUCGAUACCAACAAAAGAUGAUAGAGUCACUGAAACCCUGCAACAAACAUUAUUUUGGAACAUUCUUGUUAAGAUGUCUUUCGAGCAGCUCCAAUCUUAUCGAUCCAUCUUUAAAGCGGUCAACGCUCAGGAUACAGGAGUUCCCGACCGAAGGGGUUCACACUUGAGGAAUAUGAAACUUCUCAAGUGUUUCACACUCAAUCCACAGUCAAUCUGGGUGCCUGAGACCGAUUGUGACCCUAUUGGCGGCCGUACCCUGUCUGAAAGGGUUCAUACCGCGGAGCAGAUGCGUCCGUACAUGCGCGAAAUGUAUUUCUGGUUCCAUGAUCGCAAUGACCAUUUACCCUAUGAAGACUGCCAGAAGCGGCUCGCUCGAUUUCCGGAGACUGCCAUCGCGGUGGCAGCGGACAUCAUAGAUGAGAUGGCUAUGGACAAGGCUCAUUUGUGGGGUAAUAUCGAGUACUUGGUCACGAUAGUCAAUUUUGUCUCUUCGUAUAUACCAGUUGGGGAGAUUUGGAUGUUGAUGCGAAAGUCUGUAGAGUUUUUGGCACGGGUUCUAAGAGAGGCCGUAAAGGAAGGCAUUGACGUAGUUGUCAAUGAAGAUUGUCUGAAUGAUUGUGAGUGGCUUUCUGAAUUGGAUGAAUGGGAGAAGGACGAUAGCGAGGAGGAAGAACGUGAGGAGGAAGAAUAG
Messenger RNA from Fusarium venenatum, 888 nucleotides. RefSeq lists its product as uncharacterized. The record is from RefSeq and is a predicted model, not a curated record. Lineage: Eukaryota; Fungi; Ascomycota; Sordariomycetes; Hypocreales; Nectriaceae.